This is a messenger RNA of Annulohypoxylon maeteangense, 3516 nucleotides long. RefSeq lists its product as uncharacterized. The transcript is spliced from 2 exons. Bases 1 to 3516 code for a protein of 1171 amino acids. NCBI's taxonomy places the organism in Eukaryota, Fungi, Ascomycota, Sordariomycetes, Xylariales, Hypoxylaceae. The record is from RefSeq and is a predicted model, not a curated record.
AUGGCUCCCAAUCGUAUAUGGAAACCUGCGCGCAAUGCGGAACAUAAUCGGCAUCCCACGCAUCCUACGCAUCGAACAGCGUUCCGAGUUCGCGAAAAUGACAUUUUCGAUUUCCUAGAUGAAAAUGAGAAUCCAACCGUACUACCGGAUCAUCACCCUCCAUCUCCUAUAAACCCUCAAAACAAAGCCAGAAAUGGGAUUACUGAAUGGAUGGCUCGAGAUGACUUCGGCACGGGUGAUAAUGACGCCCCACCGGAUCAACCUGAUGAUGUCGUGCAGAUUGAUACUUCGCCAGAUGCUAGUGAAGUCUCGGCGAAUGACACCACAUAUUUGCAAAGGACAACUCUAGAUAUUACUCGCGAUAUACUAGAAGAGGUCUUGCCAGAAGAGGAUCAUUUCAACGGUGCUAACGAGGCGAUGCCACCGGAUCCAGACGCUGCGAAAAUCAUCAAUGCCGCCCAGGAUGCAGAAUUGGAUGAUGCUGGUUUUGACGAGGCAGAAUCAGAUCUUGAAGUUACAUCUCAUACGCUCUCUACAUCACAUACGCUCUCUGCAUCACAUACGCUCUCUUCUGGGACUUCGCACUUGCCAGAUGAUUCUGUCAAAGUUUUUCACACUCCGGAACACCAAACGCUGUCUCCUUUCAAAACUAUGCUAGCUGUUUGGGAGCAGUUAAACGGAGUUUCUCGCGAAGGUCAUAGACAACUAGUGGAAAUUUUCGACCUAAUAGAAAGCCUCGAAGAUGUGAAAAGCGUACCGAAAUAUAAACCCGUUCUAAUGCAGAAGCUCGAAAAGGCCCUCCCAUUGCGCAGUAUGUGGAAGACGACUUUGAAACUUGACAACACUCUCCUACCUACUCGCACUCGCCUUGAAGAAGAUUUACUUUCCUUUGAUCUCGCUGAAACCGUAUCAGCAAUCCUGAAUUCCUCCACGAUGACAAGUGACAUUUACACGGGGAUGGCUCACUAUACUGAUGGCCCUAUUCGGAAUCCAUGGGAAGCACGCUGGUGGGGGGAAUCCCUUCGCACUACAUCGGGUCAAUACUUCUACUACCCUAAUAAAACGCCUAUUUUCCCAUCUGAUUUCGUUUGUUGGAAAUGCACAGAAGCCUCUUGUCCAUUUAAAAACCAUGAGUGCGAAUGUGAACAUCUCGGGCGCGUGAAAUAUUGCGGGUUAGAUUAUACUCUAGCAGCCCAAGCAAACAAAUCAACUGGGAAACCUAUUAUACUGGUACAGAAAGUGUUCAAGAGAAACGAGUUACCUCCAGAAAUUAUAGCAGUUUCAAGUGCGUCGGGAAUUUCACAGACGAUGCAAGGAGAUUCGGAGUUGAUUUUAGUCGAAGACCAAGAAAUUGCUUUAGAUCCUGAUGCGAUACUCUAUCAAAUCCAACCAGUCGUCAUCGAUUAUAAAUUCGACCCAAGCAACAAUGCAAGGCCUCCUGUCCCAUUAUUCUCGCAGCAUGCUAUACGUUACGUCUUCAAUUACGAGAGUAAAAAAAUUCGCCCAGUCAAGAUGAUGUCACCCCACAGAGGCGAGCUAGAGUUGGAUGUUUACGGUCGCCAACACUUUAUAUUAAAUUUCGCAGGCAAACAUGUCAUUUCGCUGCCAUUCCAAAUGUUCAUGGAUGCUUUUGGUCUUUACCGUAACAUGUAUCGAUCGAUUCUAGGCAUUUACCUAAUUGCGGACUUUUUCGCAGAACACCGACGGCUUCGAAAACACAGCAUACUGCCAUUGGCCCUCGGUCCAUAUGCUGCUGAACUUUCGGAUGUCUUGAAGGGUCUUUUUCAUAUCAGAGGUCUGGACGGUGGGUUGGAGAUGGAAAUCAAUGGCCAACGCAUAUUUGUAUGCGCUUUCAUUUCAUGUAUCACGGGAGACAUGCCGUCUCAGGCGAAAUUAUCUGGGUGCCUCAGCCAUCAAGCAAAUAGACCAUGCCGAUAUUGCUUUAUCGAAAUCAAAAACCGAGAGGACCUUGAGUUUGAUAUCAUUCACAGUGGCCGAUAUCAUACGCAUACCGUCAAUGACCGUCGCGAGAUUUCGCAUUCGAAAAUUAGUUCAACACAGAAGUCCAAAAAAUUCACAUUACUCGGUAUGCAUGACGAUAAUACAUUAAUGGGUGUCCUAGAUUCUCUUUUUCCUGCGUUAGAUAUUAUUCGCAGUCGGCCACUUGACGCACAUCAUUCGGAAUGUCAAGGCCUCUCCCGUGUCCUCCACAACUUUGUGUUUAAGGAUGGAAUGUCUUUUCUCACUAGCAGCGCAUUGAACGAGGCAUCCAACGUCUACCAAUCUUUCAAAGGCCCUCCCGGUUGGCAACGACUGCAGUCCCCGAAAAGGCAUCUGGAUUCUUGGAGGAUUCAAGAACUUACCAGAGGCGCCAUCAUCCUCCCAUUUCUUCUCCGCUGUUGGUUAAAGGUGCAUCAUAUUAAAAAGGACCAUGGGCAAAGGAUUGUCGCACUUGCAAAGGAUUAUCUAGACACAUCAACAUAUCAGGUUCAAGUCCAAAAAUUCAACGCAGCCGAUUGGGUGAUCGCAAUAUGUUGGACUUUCGCACGCUCCCUUACAGCGAUACUUGGACAGAACCAGACAGCAGAGAAACGUAAGCAACUCAGCAAACGUAUCAUCGAAGGCAGAAAGGCCAUCCAAUGUCUCUGCCAGAUUAAUGCGAAUAUUAGCCAAAACCGCGCUGAUGUUGCGAAAGAUCGUGCAAUGUCUAAAGCGGCACUUUUCUCAACAGGAUAUCCUGCCAUUGGCGACCAAGACAGUAUGGGUAGCCGUGUAGCAUUAAACCAAGCAAUUAUAGCCCCUUCAGUGGCUAGCGGUUCUACAACACGACGCCGAGCAGCUAAUCCUCAGGAUAAAAACAACCAGUAUUUAAAUAUGAAAGGACUCCCCAACAUUCAUAGUGGGCUCCAUAUCCCUGACGUGGUGGCCGAAUAUGGAUCAUGUAAUCUAGUAUCAACGUUACCCGGAGAGAGGAAGCACAAAGAAUAUAAGUCAAUGAUUACUCGGACGAAUCAUCGCGAUGCCGCCAGCACUCUGAUGAAAAUGGAAAAUAUUUCACAGACAAUCUCUUUCCUGCUAUCUGGAUGCUUCACAAAUACGAGUCCCGAGUUGAUUGCUACUUUUGAGAUGGCAAGAACCUGGUGCCCAUCUCUGACUGAAGCACUUAAUCCAAGUUUCGGAUUAGAGGAUGAGGAUGAAGAGCAAGGUUUAUCAUUUAUCGAUAUCCAAAAAGAUCCCGACCAUCUAUCACCGAAAUCGCUACACAAGUUGGCAAACAGGCAUGUUGCUGCACGAAGCGAUCCUCUUUGUAAUGUUGUUUGCCUUCGAACUGGCGAGGGAAGGUAUAGCGAAUUCGCUACGAGAUUACGAGCGGCACAUCUUCGCGAGUACGGAGAAUAUGUACAAGUGAUGGACUCUACACCACUGCAAUGGUCUAAAAAGUUUUCUUUCACAGACGGGCAAGUGAUUUAUCAACAGACCAUUUCUCACUGGAAAUUUUCUAACAGCGCGUUAUAG